Molecule: messenger RNA, 5685 nt
Organism: Xyrauchen texanus (razorback sucker)
Lineage: Eukaryota; Metazoa; Chordata; Actinopteri; Cypriniformes; Catostomidae
Gene: mmp15a
Product: matrix metallopeptidase 15a
Exons: 10
Coding region: 529-2523 (664 amino acids)
Biological process (GO): collagen catabolic process; proteolysis; extracellular matrix organization
Cellular component (GO): extracellular matrix
Molecular function (GO): zinc ion binding; metalloendopeptidase activity
Source: RefSeq, a predicted model, not a curated record
GCAGAUCGUCAUGAGGUUUCAUGCUCAUAUUUGGCGUCCUCUGGAAGCUUGAAGAUCAUUUCGCCUUAAAUCGUCGACGCGCCGCCUGGUCCUCGCCACUUCCAGAUGGUAUCAACCGGGCGGCAGGUAUCAACAAAGACGAUACGAUCAUGCAACUAUCAACAAGUAGCCAUAUUCUUCAUUAUGUAGUGGGUAGAUAGCUACUUGUCAGGCCAACGUUAUAGUUUUCCAGGACUGAGUUUACAAGCUUUUGCGCCGUUGGAGACGGGAAGUAAACUUUUGGUUGCAAUAUUGCGAAACUGUCUUCUAAUUAGCGGCUAACAAUGUAAAUACAAACUGGACGAAACUAGAGACGUGUACAUUACGUUGGUGGGUUUUUAGUGCCUUUGUAUUCCAAUGAGAACAAUGGUUGUGUUGUGACGAAGAAAGAUUAAAUACAUAAGCUCUCAGAUUGCAAAAUUAUCAAGGACAGUUUGGAGAAGCUUGUGUGUUUGGAACCGAGCAGCUGAGCGCACAUUGCGCGGAGAGAUGUCAGCCCGCAGGAGUAGAUCUCACCGGUCACUGAGAGCCCUGACCGCGAUUUUCAUCCUGCUGUUUGUAAAUAUUGCUGGAACAGCUGCAGAAGACGACGCUUUCAGUGCAGAGUCAUGGCUGAGAAUGUAUGGCUACCUGUCCCAGGCUAGCAGACAGAUGUCCACCAUGCAGUCAGCCCAGAUUCUUUCCAGUGCCAUCAAGGACAUGCAGCACUUCUAUGGCCUGGAGGUCACCGGACAAGUGGAUGUGGCCACUCUAAAAGCUAUGAAAAGACCUCGCUGUGGAGUACCCGAUCGUUUUGAGGAGACAGCCGAUGGAGGUUCACGUCGCAAGCGUUUUGCCCUUACUGGCCACAAGUGGGAUCAGGAUAAGCUCACUUACAGCAUUCAGAACCACUCGCCUAAAGUUGGCCAGGAGCUAACUCUCAAGGCUAUUCGCAGGGCCUUCAAUGUUUGGGAGAAGGUAAUGCCUCUGCAGUUUGUGGAGGUCCCGUACCAUGAGAUAAAGAAUGGAAGCAAAGGGCCUGACAUUAUACUAAUGUUUGCCUCUGGAUACCAUGGUGAUAUGUCUCUGUUCGAUGGGGAAGGAGGCUCUCUGGCUCAUGCUUUUUUCCCUGGUCCCGGAAUGGGUGGAGACAUACAUUUUGACAUAGACGAGCCAUGGACCCUAAACCAACGGGAUGGCUCAGGUGUUGACUUGUUUCUGGUGGCAGUUCAUGAGUUGGGCCAUGCUUUGGGGUUGGAGCAUUCCAAUGAUCCAACUGCCAUCAUGGCGCCAUUCUACCAGUGGAUGGACACAGAAAGCUUCUCAUUGGCUGAGGAUGACAUAAAUGGCAUUCACCAGGUCUAUGGACCUCCAGAGAUUGUGACCACUCAGGUACUUCCUACCACAACCAUGUUUACAACCACUGCUGAGCCAGAGCCCACCACCACGAUGGCCAAUCCAAGAACAACCAAACCAUCACUGCAACCCACCAAGCCCUGGGUGCCUCCAGUCAACCCAACCAGGAGGACCCACAGACCCCAGCCGACAGCACGCACGGAUCAGGAUGCACCUGACAUCUGUGAGGGGAACUUUGACACAGUCACCGUACUGAGAGGAGAGAUGUUUGUGUUCAAGGGUCGUUGGUUCUGGAGGGUUCGGAGGAACCGGGUUCUGGAUAAUUACCCAAUGCCCAUCUCCUUCUUCUGGAUGGGGCUUCCUGAAGACAUAGAUGCUGCAUAUGAACGACACGAUGGAAAAUUUGUAUUCUUUAAAGGAAGUAAAUACUGGCUUUUCAGAGAGGCAGAUGUGGAGCCUGGAUACCCACAGGACUUGUUUCGUUAUGGUCAGGGCAUGCCUGACAGAGUGGACACUGCAGUGUGGUGGGAACCAUCUGGUUUUACCUACUUCUUCAGAGGAGACAGAUAUUGGCGAUUUAGUGAAGAAUCCCGUGCCGUGGAUAAAGAUUACCCCAAACCAGUGAGCGUUUGGGGCGCCAUUCCUGGCUCCCUGAAAGGGGCCUUCCUCAGCGAUGAUGGAGUGUACACUUACUUCUACCAAGGCACCAAAUACUGGAGGUACGAUAACAAACUAAAAAAAGUAGAUUCUGGAUACCCUAGAUCUGUUUUAAACGAUUUCAUGGGCUGCCGGGUGCACUUUGAUGCUGAUGCAGACACAGAUGUAAAGCCUGGCCACAGGUGGCCAGAGACUACAGACAAGAAUCAGAACCCUGAUGACUACAAAAAUGAUGAUGAUGAGGACGUUGCUGUUGAGGACGAAGAUGAUGGAAAUAAUAAUAAUGAUGAAAAAGAGGAGAAAAAGGAGGUGGACGUUGUUCAAAGGGUGAAUGAAAAUGAACACAUUACGACCCUCAUCUUGGUGACAGUGCCUUUGGUCCUGGUGCUAUGCAUUUUGGGAGUGAUCUAUGUCAUUAUUACCACUCUUCAGAGAAAACAGACACCCAAAGUGUUAGUUCACUGCAAAAGGUCCCUGCAGGAGUGGGUCUGAUGCUCACUAACAGAUAUUUGCUCUGUUCCAAAACAGAGUGAGCUUCCUACAGAGACAGUAUUUUUAUGCAUUGCAUGCACACUCCUAACUUGAAGGCUAUUUGAGUAGUUCGCAGUGUUAUGCUGCCUUUUAAGAUGUCUCAUUUAGCCAAUAUCUAAGGCAGCAUUGCAUGCAUACUUGGUGGAAAACACAAUCCCAUUGCAACGAUCAGUCAGUAUGUUUACAUGCACUUUACAAGUUUGAUUUCAAUCGGACUAAAACAGUCAUUCAUAUUUUUAUAAUUUCACAUUAACGCUUUAGUCCGACUGCAAUCUUACAAGUCCAGUUUUUGCUAAGUCGGAUUAACAGACCUAGAUAUUCCACAAUAAGCUUCGCCAUUGCUUUACGUUUCAGAACAUUCGUGGCUUGAAAGAAACAAUUCCUCUGCUGAUGUCUUUCAUUCAAGUAUUCAAUUACGCUUUGUGUCAUGUAUACUUGGACAGACAUGGACUAUAGCUAGACUGCGCAAAACCUGCUGUAGCUCAAUUAUAACAGCUCAUGUAAACAUACCGAGUGAAAACAUUUGAAAGUGUCAUAAGAAAUGGCCAAUUAUAAGUAUAUAUAUAUAUUCAAUAACAAAAAGUAUCACUAAAAAUAGUUCAAUAUUAUUAAAAAUAGUUUAUUUUAUUUCAUAUUUGUGUGUGCCAUUUAUUUUUGUGCGAAUUAGAGUAUAACGUUGCUAGCUUAGCUACAUGCUAACUCCAAACCCAAUUGGAAUCAGCUGUAAGCAUGCAACAUCCACACUAAACAUUUAAGUUUGAACCCUCCGUUUUCAGUUUCCUAACGCCGUCAUUUCCAUAGUAUGCAGUUUUGGAGAGCAAUUUUCGGUUGAGAAAAACUGCAUUCUAGUGUGGAUGAUAGGCGUAAACAUAGAAAAAUCAAUGUUUUCAAAAUUGUGGACGUAGUUUGUGUUGUGCAUGUAGUUGCUGCAUUUGAAGAAUAUUUCAAAUCAAUCUCUUGUGAAGUUCCAUUUCAGUAAGGAUGCUGCCUUCAGUAAGGAGGCCGUCUAUGUAGGCAGUAGACAACAAAGAUGCUCACUAAGUUUUAAAAACAGAGCCACUUUCACUACAUAUAGCUGAUGUUUAUGCACAUAUGUCUUCUACGAGACAAACACCUUUGUCGUUUGAUUGUUUAUGGUGCUCAUCCAAUCAGAACCCUGUUCUGAUCAGAGAAUUUGCACGUUUGGUAGAUGAUUCUGAUUUGUUAAGUGGUCAUUUUAUGUUGUGGUUCUUCUCUGUGAGUGAGUUUGUUGUAUGUUAUGUGUGAUUUCCUGUUGAGCCUAGACAUUUUUGUUUGUACACUGUGGGAAACGCUGGAUGUAUAAAAAAAACACAAAAAAACAGCUUAGAACAGCAAAUUUCUGCACAUCUUCUAUUAACCGGCCUCAUUAAUAGAGGAAACCACAAACUCUGUGACAAGGUGUUGCAAAAGCACAGGGUUAAAAUAAAAGUCAGUUAUAAAUUGUCUUGCACACUUUUAGGAGGGUUUACAGUCUCUUUCCCAUGGAGCCUGGCCUGGCUUGCAUUACACAGAUGUUGCUGAUUUUGUAUUUUAUGAAGAGAAAAAAGAGGGGGAUGGGGGCUUUUGCCUGCCAGCAUUUCCUCUCCCUGAGUUCCAUGGAGCGUGCCAAAAAGGAUGAGGAGGAAUAAAAGUGAGGCGUGGCCUACAUAUAGUGGCCUGUCACCGUGACCUACAUAUAGUGUACAGUACCCAUCCAAUGUUUUUCUUCCUAUGGGACUUUUCUUUGUUUCCCUGCUGUACUACCAGCCCCAGUCUCCCCCAACCAUGGAGUCUUUGUUUAUGAAAGACAUUCUUGGCCUUGGGAUCCUGUCCAUCAGUGCCUUGGAAGGCUGUAUAUGUGCCUUAAUAACGCAGACCAUCAAUGAUGAACAGUGUUGGAAGUGUAUUUCUUUAUUUUUACUGAGCAUGAGCCCAGAGUCUGCAGUCUUUUUGUAGUAGUCACACACAUUUUUUUAGCCAAAAAUGCAAAUGCAUUUGGUAUUUUAAACUUGUGUCAUUUUUGUAUUAUCUCUGUUAAAAUGAAUGUGUUUUUUAUUUUCCCUGCUGCAAAAACAGCUUAAAGGGAUAGUGCACCCAAAAAUUCGAAUUCUUUCAUAAUUUACUCACCCUCAUGCCAUCCAGAUGUGUUUGACUUACUUUCUUCUGCUGAACACAAAUGAAGAUUUUUAGAAGAAUAUCUCUCUAGCCCUGUAUGUACAUACAAUGCAAGUGAAUGGUGGCCAGAACUUUGAAGGUCCAAAAAGCACAUAAAGGCAGCAAAAAAGUAUUCUAUAAGCGAUGUAGUAGGUGUGGGAGAGGAAACGGAUCAAUAUUUUAUUCCUUUUUUACUAUAAAUUCUUCUGUCUGCCCAGUAGGUGGCAAUAUGCACAAAUAAUGCGAAUCACCAAAAACAAAAGAAGAAUGCAAAAGGAAAGUGGAGAUUUAUAGUAAGAAAGGACUUAAAUAUUGAACUGUUUCUCACCCACUCUUAAAUUUCUGAAGAUAUGGAUUUAACCACUUUGUAUGGAGUUCCUUUUAGGCUUGUUUUAUGUGCUUUUUUGAUCUUCAAAGUUCUGGCAACCAGUCACUUGCAUUGUACUUGCAACUCAGAGCUUGAGAUAUUUUUCUAAAAAUCUUUGUUUGUGUUCAGCUGAAGAAAGUCAUACACAUCUGGGAUCACAUGAGGGUGAGUAAACGAUGAGAGAAUUUUCAUUUCUGGGUGAACUAUCCCUUUAAACAAUUCUAAGCUGGUUUGCUGGUCUCAGAGCCCGGUUGGCUGGUUUUGUGGCCCUUUUUAGUUGGUCAGGCUGGGAGACCAUCUUAACCCAGCUACAACCAGCAAACCACUCCAGGUUUAGGUAUAAAAAAAACAUUUCAGCAGAUUUAGUUUAGACUUUUUAACAAACGAAAGCUUUGAGAGUUGAGAAACUCAAUUAAUUUCAUAUUUGUAUUUUUAUUUCUGACAUUUAUAUUGUUUUAUAUUAACGAUCGAGUAAAUCAUGCAGGGCAUGUAUCGCUUUCACAGAUAUUAUCUGGUAUGUAGCUUGUUCACAAUAAAAUGGAGUAUGCAGACGUAAUCAUCCUUUUUAUUUUGGUCUUCCUCUGCUGAUUUUACACUUCCUU